Molecule: messenger RNA, 1446 nt
Organism: Dentiscutata erythropus
Lineage: Eukaryota; Fungi; Glomeromycota; Glomeromycetes; Diversisporales; Gigasporaceae
Source: the annotation of a GenBank genome assembly
AUGAGUAAUCCUACUGGUGACUUUGGGCUUAUCGGCCUUGCCGUUAUGGGCCAAAAUCUCAUUCUUAACAUUAAUGACCACGGUUUCGUUGCAGUUGCCUAUAAUCGAACUGUAUCAAAAGUUGAUCACUUUUUGGAGAAUGAAGCAAAAGGUACCAAUAUCAUUGGUGCACGAUCUGUCGAAGAUCUUGUAAAUAAACUUAAACGCCCACGUAAAAUCAUGCUUUUGGUCAAGGCUGGUUCCGCUGUUGAUGACUUCAUUGAACAAAUUAUUCCUUAUCUCGAUAAAGACGACAUAAUUAUCGAUGGUGGUAACUCUCAUUUCCCAGAUUCCAUUCGCAGAUGCCAAUAUUUGGAAGGAAAAGGUUUCCGGUUUAUUGGCUGUGGUGUCUCAGGCGGUGAGAGUGGUGCUCGUUAUGGGCCUUCCCUCAUGCCUGGUGGUUCUCCAUCUGCUUGGGAGCAUGUUCGCCCUAUCUUUCAAUCCAUUGCUGCUCAAGCUGACAACGAACCAUGCUGUGAUUGGGUCGGUGAAACUGGUGCAGGACAUUAUGUUAAAAUGGUUCACAAUGGUAUCGAAUAUGGCGAUAUGCAACUUAUUUGUGAGGCAUACCAAAUAAUGAGAGAAGGUCUUGGACUCUCACAUGAUGAAAUUGGUGAUGUCUUUGAAGAAUGGAAUAAGGGAGAACUUGAUUCCUACUUGAUUGAAAUUACUCGAAAUAUUGUUAGAUAUAAAGAUACAGAUGGUAAACCUUUAGUUGAAAAAGUUAAAGAUACCGCAGGACAGAAAGGAACUGGUAAAUGGACCGCUAUAUCUGCUCUUGACCUAGGUGUCCCCGUUACACUUAUAGGAGAAGCUGUUUUCUCUCGUACACUUUCUUCUUUGAAAGAUGAACGUACCCGUGCAAGCAAAUUAUUAAAAGGCCCUACAAAUCCGAAAUUCCACGGAAAUAAACAUACUUUUAUCAAGCAACUGGGUCAAGCUUUAUAUGCCUCUAAAUUGAUUUCUUAUGCUCAAGGAUUCAUGUUACUGCGUGAAGCCGCUAAAGAUAACAAUUGGAAUUUGAAUUAUGCUGGUAUCGCGUUAAUGUGGCGUGGUGGUUGUAUUAUUCGAAGUGCCUUCCUUGGUAAUAUCAAGAAUGCUUACGUUAACAAUCCAAAUCUUGAGAAUCUUCUUUUUGAUCCAUUUUUCAAAACUGCUAUUGAGGAUGCUCAAGACUCUUGGCGUCAGGUUGUUUCACAAGCAAUUCUACUCGGUAUUCCUACUCCUGCGUUUUCUACCGCAUUAGCCUUCUAUGAUGGUUAUAGGCAUGAAAAAUUACCUGCAAAUUUACUUCAAAGUCAGAGAGAUUACUUUGGCGCUCAUACCUUCAGGUACUUGGAUGAAUUUAUCGAUGAAAGUCAUCCAAGCGGUGAUAUUCAUGUCAAUUGGACCGGCGAAGGUGGUAAC